This is a messenger RNA of Ostrinia furnacalis (Asian corn borer), 1022 nucleotides long. RefSeq lists its product as uncharacterized. The record is from RefSeq and is a predicted model, not a curated record. Bases 72 to 1007 code for a protein of 311 amino acids. Gene Ontology annotation, molecular function: methyltransferase activity. The transcript has 4 exons. NCBI's taxonomy places the organism in Eukaryota, Metazoa, Arthropoda, Insecta, Lepidoptera, Crambidae.
AUCAAGCAUUUUCUUGAUUUAUAAAUUAAAUUCAGUCUUAUUUUGUAUCCUGAGUGAAGGAAAACUUUGAAAUGUCUGAAGACAGUGUAGUCAGCACCAAAUUUAGAGUAUUAGAACUGUUUGCAGAGUUAAAUGAUUUUGAGUUGGACUCGAUUGAACAGUGGAUUUGCAGUCGUUCUUAUAAGAAAGAGUUAGAAACCAAAAAGUUGAUGCAAAUAUCUGAAAGAUGUCUGGUAAAGAUUGGAGAAACUAUCAAAGAGAUCGUGCCGUUUGAGGCUGAAAUGCCAUCAGAGACGAUCAUCCCGCCAACGGUAGGGGACCAAGCGGAUUGCAACACCGUCAACACAUGCCAUGUAGACGAGUUCUUGUAUGACCAAGACGAGGUGGUUGACUUGGUGAAAGUGGGGAAACUGAAGAAACAUUACUGUUUAGAUUGCAACUCACGUAAUGUACAAGAAUUAACCCUCAUAUCACAUUCUAUGUCCAGACAAUCCUUACAGUACAUAUUCAAAGUCUUGCUUCCUUCAGAUUUAGAAGACAAACAAAUCCUAGAUGUAGGAUCUAGGUUGGGAGCAGUACUUUAUGGAGCUUAUUACUUUUCAAAUGCUGGCACCAUUGUUGGGAUAGAAAUGAACAAAGAAUUCUGCGAUGUCCAAAACAGAAUUAUCAGCCAAUACUCGUUGGACAACAAUAGAAUAAAAGUUAUAAACUCAGAUGUUUUAGAGCGAAGUGACGUAGUUCAGAGUGCUGAUGUCAUCAUAAUAAAUGUUUUGGACUUCUUUGUUGACAUAGAAAAGCACAAAGAAAUGUGGCGCUUCUUUAAAAAAUACAUCAAAAAGGGAAGCUACUUAGUAUGCAACAGGAGUAUGGCAGACACACUUAGCUAUUUGGACAUGUCCGAGGAAUCUCUGAACUGGAUAAGCAUUUGUAGACCAAGCCAACUGGAAAAUGAAAUCUUUUUUGAUAUUGAAGAUUGUAGUGAACUAUUUUUGUACACAGUAAAUUAAAUGCAUUUUCUAAUA